AACAAUUGGCGACGGGGUAGAGGAAAUUUUGAACCCUCUAAUUGGACGAGAUUCAGCAUAAUUAUUUUGACCAAUCAGUAUCCAGAUUGUCAUCAGCGUCCUUAAGCAACAUUGGUCAUUAUUACUACAGUUAAUUGUCAUUGCAGGUGCUGAAAAAAAAUGACUACCUUUUCCGAUCAAUUACAGCUUCUACUUGAGCAACAACAGCAGUGCUUCAAAAAUAGCCAGUUGAAUUUUCUGGAAAAUUUACGCACACUGUUGGUAAAUUUUCCAUGUUUCGGAAAUGCAACAGGAGUUGGUAAUUUCAUUUCUCAUCUGCAGACUGAGCUGGAAAACAACUGCAGAACAUAUGAAGCUGCCUAUAAAAGCCUCUGUGAAUCCCGGACGACCAGUGAUGUAAACGAGACAAUCAUUCAUGAUCCGCCCAGUUGUUCAGAAAUGUCAAAUUCAGAAACAUUCCCUGUUGUGGGUUCAAAUCCCACUGUGCCUGAAAGAUGUGAGGUAUCCAGCUUACAAGAAGAACCUCUCGUGUCAGAAAAUGUUUCCCGUGCAUCAAAUAAUGGUCAGAAAUCUAAUACGAAUUUCAAAGAUGCUGUUUGUUUUAGUGACCUAUUAUCCAGUGAUAGAAUUUUAAAGAGGUCUGAAGAAUAUGUUGCACAAGAAUCAAACCUUAAUGACCUCAUGUCUGGUGUCGCUAAUCCUCAUCAUCUAGUCAGUCUUAGUGAACCCUCUACUCAAUGCGCGAAAUAUGCUUUAAUUCGAAUCAGACCAACUGUUACUUGGGUAUAUGAGGACCCAACGUUAUUUCGUGGGGGAGGAUGAACCCAGAAAAUUUCAAAAUCCGGAUAUCAACUCCGGAU
Molecule: messenger RNA, 860 nt
Organism: Schistosoma bovis
Lineage: Eukaryota; Metazoa; Platyhelminthes; Trematoda; Strigeidida; Schistosomatidae
Source: the annotation of a GenBank genome assembly